This is a messenger RNA of Selaginella moellendorffii, 437 nucleotides long. RefSeq names its product tctex1 domain-containing protein 2. The record is from RefSeq and is a predicted model, not a curated record. Gene Ontology annotation, molecular function: dynein intermediate chain binding. Gene Ontology annotation, cellular component: cytoplasmic dynein complex; cytoplasm. Gene Ontology annotation, biological process: microtubule-based movement. Bases 1 to 417 code for a protein of 138 amino acids. The transcript is spliced from 3 exons. Lineage: Eukaryota; Viridiplantae; Streptophyta; Lycopodiopsida; Selaginellales; Selaginellaceae.
AUGGAGAAAGUGCUUGAGAAGCUUGCGGUGCUCCACGAAGGAGAGGAUAAACACACUCGGGUGGUAGUGCAAAGCAAGCUGCCUUACAUACCAAAGAAAUCCUUUCUUCCUGGCAAAGUGAAAGAGGUGAUCACCGAAGUGUUGCGGGAGAAGCUCACAGGAGUCCAGUACGAUGGAGAGCAAGCUCCAUACUUGGUUCGCGAGAUUGCCGACGAAGUCAAGAAUCGCUGCAAAGAGUUUCACUUCGAGAGAUAUAAGAUCGUGGUACAAGCAGUCAUUGGCGAGACGCGAGGCCAGGGACUGCAAAUGGCGGCCAGAUGUUUCUGGGACAAAGAUACGGAUGACUACACGAGGGAUACCUUCCAAAACGAUAACAUGUUUGGGAUCGCCGCGGUGUUUGGAUUGUACAUGUAUUGAUUGAGAUUCAUCGGUGCUAC